Stylophora pistillata is the source of this 14952-nucleotide messenger RNA. RefSeq lists its product as uncharacterized. Gene Ontology annotation, molecular function: protein binding. Gene Ontology annotation, biological process: neuromuscular synaptic transmission. Lineage: Eukaryota; Metazoa; Cnidaria; Anthozoa; Scleractinia; Pocilloporidae. The record is from RefSeq and is a predicted model, not a curated record.
AAAGCUUCUACUAUCCAUAGAAGUAGUAGUGACUCUAACCAUUAUUAUUACAUCAAUCUAAGAACAAUUUGAAAUUUUCAAUAAUACCGUGAAAAUUUGCGCCCUGAUCGACACUUAGGCAGAUUUGGGUAGAAGUUUCCGCGAUUUGGGUAGAAGUUUUGAGCGGGAAACUAUAUCUGGUUGUCAUGCACGGACAAAGAACGAAGAGGUGGACUCAGUCCACAAGGAUGUGUGAUGCUCAAUAAAAUUCAGUCAUGGUGAGCGAAGAGACCGAUACGGUAACUCCAGAUUACCAGGAGAAAGCAAUUCUGCAAACUUAAAAUGAGUAAAAGUCAAUCGUGGAAGGAUCUAGAACCUGAAGGUGAGAAAGUGACUGAUCUGAGGCGACCAGGUUCACAGCCACUACAUACACCACAAGCCACGACAAAUGAGCACAGUUUCGCUGCUCUAAAUUCAUCUUCAAAGUCAGGCAUGGAUGAUAUGCGACGAAGAAUUGUUCAACUUAACAAGGAAUUGGAACAAGAGAGAACGCUUACAAAAAAUCUGAGGAGAGACAAGGCAUUGGUUGUCAAACAAGUGCGAGACGAAGAACAGCGAAAAGCGAUCGCCAUGCAAACCGAAUUAAAGUCGAAACUUCACAAAGAAAAAAUAAAUGAGCUCACGGCUUUAAAAGAACAGAUUCGUAAGGAAAAAGAAAAGGAAAUAACGCAGAUAAUAAGACAAAAGGACGAGCUUUUAAGAACUGCUCAACAAGCUUGGGGAAAGGAAAAAGACGAACUUAAAUUGAAGAUUCGUAAUGAACUUCGUGGCGAAACGCGGGAAGACAGCAAACGAGAAUUUGAAAAGGAACGCGGUAGAAUGGAGCAGGAAAUUGCAGAUCUUCAUCGACAGAAACGUGAGUUGGAUGAAACACUUAAGCUUGUCCAGGAUGCUGAUAAAAGAAAAAUAGAAGAUAUUCGAAGAAUACACCACGAACAUGAAGCAGAACUGGAUAGAUUUAAGAGAAAUUCAUGGCAAGAGAGCAGGCAGCAGAUGGCUGAAAUUCGUCAGUUGCUUAACAUAAUUGAACAACUUGAAAAGAAGCUGGGUUUAGAAGCUGGGCAUUCCAUGAGACUCAGACUGGAAAAGGACAACUUACAUGACAUGUUAAAAAAAUCCACAACAUUUGAUACUUGGGACAGAAUGAUGUCCAGUGGGAAAAGUGAGCAGACAACCCUGCCAGGAAUUCCUGAUUCAAAAGGGAAUAGUCAAGAAUUGAGAAUGCUGCAGAGAAAGAAUGUAGAACUUAGUUCUUUGGUUCGCAAGCUGGAUGAGAAAAAUCAACAACUGGCAACUAGAAAUGCUGAACUGCUGGCUGAGUUGGAGAAACUUGAAAAGGACAACAGAGAAAAAAACAGAAAGCUUGAAAGAAAGAAUACCGAUUUAGCCCAAACAAACAAAAGGCUUGAAAGUCGAAACAAAUUGUUACUUGAUGAAGUUAACUCUUUGAAAAAGACUUUAACUAGGAGGAAGGAAAAUAGCGUAAAACAAAGGGGACCUGCAAAUAACGAGGAUGAACUUGGUGAGUUAAAGGCCCAAGUAAGAGAGCAGACCAGGACUAUUGCAGAUCUGAAGCAAAGCAUAAUGGAGAAAGACAGAAGAAUUGAGCUCUUAAGAGGCAGAAAGAAAAAAAGCAAGCAGCAACCAGUUAGCCACUCAUUGCAACCCACAGAUCUUUUUCCAGUAAUUGAUGAUGAUGCCUUAUCAGUUAACUCUGACUUAAGUGAAGCUUCAGAAAUGUCAUCUAGUGAAGAUAUCGACAGCAAAAGGAUCAAAAAGCUUGCAAAAGAGCUUUUGGCUUUAGAACGAGCUUAUGCACUUCUCCAAGCUCAAGUAAGCAGUGCAGUGGAUGCUGAAAGAGAUGAGAUGGCAAAGCAGCAGCUUCAGUCAGACUUGCUUGAAAGUCAAACAAGAAUUCAUGAACUCGAGAGAAUGAUAGACAGUGGACAGGGUUCUGGAUUACAACAAAUAUCUAAUCUCCAAGAAGACAACAAGGCUUUGUAUCAAAAGCUGGUGGCAGCAGAACAGGCACGAGAUAAGGCACAAAGCGAGCUGGAUAAAUACUGCGAGGACAUGCGAGAGUUACAGGAUCAAAGGGAUCUGCUGGAAUUCGAACUGGAAGAAAUGUCACAGUUAUCUACUGCUGGAUCAGAGGACUGGGAUUCCAGAAGAUCAAGAAAUGGCCUUGAAUCAUUUUUAUCGCCGAGAAUGCUGGGUAGUGGUGCUGUUGUUCUUACAUUAGAGGAAGUUAAAGCCCUUCUUGAGGAACUUGGAAAGGAAAAGGACGAUGUCUUGUCUCCAGUACAACAAAGUGCCCUUAAACAAGCCAGAGUCAUGCUGGAAUCAAUGGAUGAGAAAAUCCAUUACAUGGAGAUUACUGAGAUGGCUUUAAGAGACAAAGUUCGAGACUUGGACUUGGGUUACAACAGCGAGUCCCUGAAGUCUGACCUUGAUGAGACCAGAAGCCUUUCAGUACCCACCUGUGAUCGAGAGACACUUACAGACUUGCAAUGGACUGAGCUGGAUAACACUGAACACUACCGAGAGCAGCGAAUAGAAGCAAUGGAUUAUCUAAAGUACGCAAGAGUGCUUACAGAAGACACCUGUAGUAUGACAGAUUUGACCGGGGAAGAUUUGUUUGGUCUUGAAAGCGUGGGUAGUAAUUAUCCUCACUGCUUUCCAGAGAGAGACAUCACAAAUGGGAAGAGUGAUAAAUAUUUCAUGACCGAUCUUGCUUGGCGGGAGUCAGGAGAGUUGGAAAAAUCCCAUCGAAAUGUUCAUUCAUUUACACAUGGAAAAGGUAAAGGGAUUAGUGAGAGGGACAUGGACAUAGAAAGUCGUAAACAUGAAGUAGGAAUUGUGACCGACCUCAGCUUGACAGAACUUGCCCUCAUGGAAAUUAAAUACUUAGAAUCUAUCGAAAACUCUCACGAAGACAAAUCAGAUGUAGUAACGGAGAAGGACGAGGUGGUAGGGUUUUCAUCUGUUGAAUUGGUGGAAACUUUACCUGAGAUUGUGCACGACACAUUUCCGGAAGAUCCCACUUGCACAAAAGAUCAAUGCGAGAUGACAGAGUUGAAAUGCGAUGACAUAGCGAAGUUGAAUGACAAAUGUGUAGAUUACAAGCAUGGUCUUGAAGAACUGGAAAAGAGGAUUGCUCUUUUUGACGUCGAGAAAAAAGAGAAGAGUUGCUCUACAGAGUUAACGUGGAAUGAUAUUGGUAGUUUACAAGAAAAAUGUUAUAGUUAUGAGUGUAUUAUUGGUGAACUUGAAGACAAGAUCUCCCUUUUUGAAGUCGAAAAGAAGGACAAAAGUAGUUUCACUGAGCUUUCUUUGCAAGAUCUCGUCGACGCCAGAUUUAGUGUUGAUACGAAAGAAGCUGAAACCAUAACAGGUGAAACAGAUUUUUUGGACAACGAUGUAUUACCAGAGAUUGUAUUCGAGACCUAUCCAGGGGCUGAGACUAAAGAUGAGGGCGGAACGACUCACGGAGUGUGGGAAGAAGUGGUGGACCUAAAGAACACUUACAGAGAUUACAGGGAGAACUUGGAAGAAAUGAAAAACAAACUUGCUCAGUUUCAAGUGGAGAAAGAUGACAAAGAGAGUAUCACGGAUAUAGCUAUGCAAGAUCUUGCUGAUCUGGAAAGUUUGUAUAAGGAACAUUUACAUGAUGCGGAUUCAGAUUCAAAUUCCAUGGUAAGUCAUGCUGAAAAAGAGUCGCGGCAAUGCAUGACAGAACUGACGUUUGUCGAGCUUUCGGAACUUGAAGAUUUCUACAUUGAGAAUGCUGCUCGUCAAGAAGAAACUCCACCGGUGGUAGAAAAAUGGGAACAAGAGAGCAUGACAGAGAUUACAUAUGAUCAUCUUCAGUACCUUGAAGAAGUAGAAGAGCUUUACAGACAAAAGACGAAUGCUGGUGCUGAUGAAGAGGUAGGAAAAGAAGAGAAAUACACUGCGAUAGAUCUAAUAGUUACAGACCUCGAUCAUUUGUUAGAAGGGUCAUAUAGUCUCCUGGGGUCCAGUGCGGAGAAAACGGACAAGACGACCUCGACAGACUUAACAGUUCCCGUCCUCGAGCUUCUGCAACAAACUGAAAAACCUCAUCAGAGAUGUUCUAAAGUAGACAAGUGUGUGGCUACAGAGGUAACUACUGGUGGUUUACAAUAUUGGGAGCAAGAAGAGAAGGUACAUGGAAUAUGUUUAAAUGGAAGGGAAGACGAAAAAGCAAUUGCUGACAAGGAAUGUCAGCAGAGGUAUGAUGCGGAGAUUUGUACUGACCUCACGAUGUUAGAUUUGCAGUAUUUAGAAGACACUGACGCUGCACACGAAGAGUGUUUGCGAGGAAAAAGCAAAGAAUUUGACAAUAAAAAGAGUGAAGUGGAAAUGUUAACUGUGGAGACAAUGACACAUCUUACAGUCUCUGAUCUUAAGUACGAUGAAAACGUUGAAACGGCUAAUGAAGUGUGCUUUGCUGAGAAGCAUAGUGUUGAAACCAUGACUGAUCUCACUCUAUCGGAGUUAAAUGACUUGGAGGCUGUGAAAGGGCCGAGGAAUGAAUGUACUCUUGAGAGAAAUGAAGAUUUCAGAUUUGUGAACAAAGAAAGUGUGGAGGUAAUGACAGAUUCAACUGCAUCCGAUUUGAAUUACUUAGAAGAUGUUGGAGCUUCUCGUGAGGAAUGCCUUGCUGAUAAACAGGAAGAAUUAGAUUACAGAAUUGUGGACCAAGAAAGUGUGGAAGUAAUGACAGAUUUAACUGCAUCCGAUUUGAAAUACUUGGAAGAUAUCGAGGUUGCUUAUGACGAAUGCCUUGCUGAUAAACAAGAAGAAUUAGAUUUAAGAAUUGUGGACGAAGAAAGUUUGGAAGUAAUGACAGAUUUAACUGCAUCCGAUUUGAAAUACUUGGAAGAUAUCGAGGUUGCUUAUGACGAAUGCCUUGCUGAUAAACAAGAAGAAUUAGAUUUAAGAAUUGUGGACAAAGAAAGUGUGGAAGUAAUGACAGAUUUAACUGCAUCCGAUUUGAAAUACUUGGAAGAUAUCGAGGUUGCUUAUGACGAAUGCCUUGCUGAUAAACAAGAAGAAUUAGAUUUAAGAAUUGUGGACGAAGAAAGUUUGGAAGUAAUGACAGAUUUAACUGCAUCCGAUUUGAAAUACUUGGAAGAUAUCGAGGUUGCUCAUGAGGAAUGUCUUGCUGAUAUACACGACGAGCCUGAAGCUGCAACUGCGAAGAAAGAAAACGCAGAGGUUAUGACAGACUUAUCAGUUUUGGAUCUUCAACGUCUAGAGGAUGUUGAUGCUUCACACAUGCAAUGCCUGUUUUACAAAGACAGUAGAAAAGAUAGGAACGACCCUCCAGAAAGGACAAGUGUUGAAACAAUGACAGAUAUGAAUUUCCAAGGAAUGCUGGAAUCAGCUUCCGCUGAAAAGGAGAAACGUAAAGAACCAAAGUGGAGACGGCGUUUAAGGUCCACCUCAGUGCCUGUUAAUAUGCAGAGUAAGCACACCAUGACCGAGAUGACAGCCAACAUUCUCGAGUACUUUGAAGAUAUAGAAAUUCUUUACAAGAAAACGUUGGUGGAAUACGACGACUUUAGAAAAUCACAUUCUGUUGAGAAGGUUGACAAGGACUCUAUGACAGUUACGACCGAUGAAGAUUUGAAGUAUUCGAAAGACGAAAGUAGUACACGUCAGGAAACAGAAGAAAAGAAAGUCAUGACUGAACUAGCGAUUGACGAUUUGGAUUAUUUGAUGGGUGUAAAAAGUCCUUCCAAAAAUAACGAGCUUGAUAGAAGUUCUGAGGAAAUGAAUAGCACGAGGGGUGUGGAGACCGUGACAAGUGUGGCUUUGGUCUCCAUGGAGUGUAUGGAAGACGAGUAUGAGAGGCCACAGCAGGAACAACCACAGGAAAAAGACUUAUCGUGGGUUGUCAUUGAAAAGGAAAAUACCUUACCAGAACUACAGUACCUGGAUGAGGUAGAACUUUCUUGCCAAGAAUAUCCUUCAGGGGCUGCAGGAAUUGUUCGUUCAAGAGAUGCAGAGGUUAUGACGGACCUCACAACUGCCUAUUUGGAAUACUUAGAGGAAGCUGAGAAUCUUUUGAGAAGUAUUAAUGACAAUGGUAGCCAACUAUCAGGAAUCCUUGCACCUAAGGAGGACAAAGAAGUCAUGACAGAGUUGACAAAGUCCGAUACUGACCAUCUUUGCACAGUGGGAGAUAUCUGCACUGAUGAUACAAAGGCACUUUCAAAUGAUAAUGAAGUCGAAAAAGAUGAUAAGAGUACAGAAACGGAGCUCACAAUAGCAGAUAUUCGAGAUCUCGAAGAUCAAGCUGAAAGUGCGUCUGAGAAGAGAGCUACGCCUUCGUUUCAUGAAUUUGUUCCUGAGAAUUGCCACGCCGAAACACUUAUGGAUUUGCAAUCAGAGUUGGACUAUCUGCCUGUUUUAGACGAGCCUGAUUUUAUUAUGAACGAGGACGAAGACGUAGAUAUCGAAGAGAGUCAGAGUCGAGAUGCUUGUGUCAUGACCGAACUAACAUUUUCUGACUUGCAACACUUGGGGGUAACUGACGCCUGUGAUGGUGUUGGUUUAACGCACUCACGUCGAGAACAAACUGAUAUCGGUGUACAAUGUGCCCUGGAGGAUUUAAGUUCGCUUUUGGAAGAGCUUAGCAGGAAAGCAGAAGAGAAAGGCGCGGAUGUUCCUUCGUGGUUUGUGACAGCCUUAAGGAUGAGACAACCAGGAGUUUUCAAUCCCAUACAUCUUGUAGUGAGACAAACUAAUGAGAUAGAUACAAGUCUAACAGUCGAUCGUCCGAACUUAGGAGCCACCCUCGAGCAUGCCCUAGAGAGGACACAAAUGUCUAACAUCCCUAUCGACAUGCCACACCUCUCUGAAUGUUCACAUGGAUGUUUCUUGUCCAAUGAUGAAACGAAUCUAUUGCCUUCGGGUGCUUCUGCUGCUUCUUUAAAAAACAUUGGUGUUCAAUGUGAUCUUGUUGAUGUCGACGCCAUGUUGGCAGAGUUUAGAAGAAUUCAUCCACAUGACGUGGACAUGCCAUUGUUCGUGUCUGCUAUGAACAUGGCCCGGGAAGAUACAGGCUUUAAUCCCGUAGAAGUGGUUUUGAGGAAUCGCAGUGAUUCUAAUCCUGUACAAAAUAAAGUGGCUACCGAACCUAAUAACAGUUUCAAGGUUGAAUUGUCCCGAACGCCACCUCCUGAAAAGGCCACUUUCACCACAAGUUCACCGCUACCAGCCCAAUGUGCAGAAGAAGAGCAUUCAGAAUUUCCCGAAGCGAAUAACCCUUUGUUAUCAUCUCAAAAUGAAAGUGACAGCGUUUUGAACCGAACAGACGAGGCAACUGAUCCCAUCCCGGAUGGCGAAGGUAGAGACGUGUUAACGGACAUGCCACGUGACGAUAGUGCUGUGAACCGGUUUAACAAGUUUCUGAAGGAAAGAAAGGAUUCUGAGUUACGGAAUCUGAUGGCUUUAAGGCAGGGAAUAGAUGACCGCUAUCUACAAGAUACAGGAGAUAUCAAGAGCUUAAAAGAACUAGAAAUAGAAAACGACCUGCUUAGAAAACAGCUGCUAAUUUUGGAAAACGCCAAGGGUACUGAAGACCUCGAGGAAGAAAACAGGCAUCUCUGGGAGAAACUGAAAGAGAAGACAGAGGAACUUGAAAAAGAGAGCACCCUUUUAAAGGAGAAAGUCCAGUCCCUGGAAGAUAUAGAGGAGGAAAAUGCGCUAAUUAAAGAGAAAAUGAAAGUUGUCGAAGCAGAUGUAAAGAACACAGAGAAGGAGAACGACGAACUCAGGGAAAAAGUCAAAGUUCUUAAAGAAGCUUCCUUGAUUUCAGAUGCAGAGGUGAAGAAAACCAAAGAGGAAAAUGAAGAACUAAAAGAAAACAUAAAAACUCUGGAACAAACUAUGGAAACUGAAAAGCUUGAAAGGGAGAUUGAUUACCUAAAGCAGCAAGCAGUGAUGCUGUCAGCUGAACCCGAGAGAGUCAAAGAACUUGAAGAGGAGAACGAAAUUCUCAACGAAAAAAUCAAGGCUCUAGAGCCAUCCGCUGAUGAUGUGGUCUGUGAAAACACAUUGUUGAAAGAACAAAUCAAGGAACUUGAGCAAAAUGAUAAACUACAGGAGCUGAAAGAUGAAAACAACAUGCUCAAAGAUAAAAGACAGAGCCUGGAAGAUGCUUCAAACAUCGAAUAUGGUCGCAAUCAAGACCCUUCUCCAGAAAAGCAGUUCAAGAUAACAGAUGAAACUGGAAAGAGAGAAAAAGAAUUAGAAGAUGAAAAUGAGGUGCUUCAGGAAAAAGUACAGAUUUUGGAAGAGUCUCUGUCUUCAGAACGAUUGGAAAACGUGCAGCUCAUGGAAAAGAUACAAGAUCUGGAACAUUCAACGGGAAGGGUUGUUGAAAAACUCGAAGAAGAAAAUUCAGUCUUAAAGGAGAAUAUCCAAAUUCUGGAAGACACUACCUCUAACAUGAAAACACUUGAAGACGAGAAUACACUACUUAGAGAGAAGAUUGAAAGCCUUUACAGUACAAAGACGAAAGAUUUGUCUAAAGAAGAUUUCGAGACUCUUCAGAAAAAGAUAGAACAGCUGAAGGAAGCAGAGAAGACAAUUGCUGCAUUGAACGAAUCCAAUACAGCAUUGAAAGCAAGAAUAGAUAUUUUGCAGUCGGAGAGGAAAAUUAACAAAGAGGUGUCUUCGGAUCCUUCUGAACAGCUUGGAAAGGUUCGACUGUUAUUAGUACAAGAUUUUGGUUUGACUACAUCAGAGGUGGAAAGUGUUCUUGGGUCAUGUGACCUUGAAGGUCAUGUGUCGUCGGGAAGGGCUACCCCGCGUGAUGAAUUGAACAAUCUGGGUCGUUAUUUUGAACAGGCUGACAGACUAGUGCGGUCAGAUGUUGGUGAUAUACCGAGCUCGGUGAGCAAACUGAUACAGCACCUAACUGACAUUCCAGGGAGAAUUAAUCAGGUCAACUUACCCAUACUAGAGAACAUAACAAAAGAGCUUGAAAAUCUGAAACAAGAAAACAGAAGACUUUGCGAAGAACUUAGAGAAUUAAGGAGAACGGUUGAGGACAGGCAAAACACUGAAAGAUUAAACGAGGAAACACAGACCGAUUAUGCUGAGUCUUCUGUUGACAAAGCAGUUAGGAGUUUCGAAAACUCUCGAUAUGUACCCAGUUCGAUACCAGGCUCCAUCGAGGAGACUAUAGCACCGCAGGUCCGCUCAACAGUUGCCACUGAAAUACGUUACCUUGGCGACAGUCGUUUGGAGUUUGAGCCGUCACCUCAAAGUCGUUAUAGAGAAUGUACAGCUUUCAGUGGGAAAGAUGAUCCAGUGGACUAUUUAGCGCUAAUAAAUGAUUUUGAAAAUACGAUGCCUUCUCAUAACGAAAGUACUUUCGACUCUGAUGACCUCAUUUCUGAACCAGAGCUUACGGUUUCCCAUAGGAAUCUGGACAACCAAAUGGAUAUUAUCGACCAACGUAUUCAAGAUCUUCGUUAUAGAGGCGAAAAAGAUUCUGUUCUUACAGAGGACACCAGUGGAGACAGACAAGGCUUUGGUGAUCUUGUCAUUUUUAAUUCAGACGAUGAGGGAGAUCUUCCUCCCCUCCCUGAAUCCUCUCCACCACCUCUCCCGUCUGAACUACCGCCGGAUUUCACGGAGUCUUCGCCACCCGUCCAUUAUGGACUGGAACCGUUGUUAAAUAGUGAUUCUUCUCCACCUAGAGAUGCAGCCACUCUCCGGGCAUCAUCCCGACAGCGCCUUUACUCAGAAAAUAAACCCUCCUCUGAGGUGUCACAACCUUCUUCCCGAAUGGAAUCUCCUGUUCUUGUGGAGGAAACUACCUUGGUCCUCGAAUCAGACCCCAGCGAGCUGGGUGGAAUCUAUCCGAGAGAGGAGCCCACGCCAUUAGCCGUCUCAUCUGGUAGGCGGCCAACAGGUUUAGAAUCUAUAAAACUCGAUGAUUCAAAAACCAGGGUUCCCCGUCAGGUACUUCCCAGACCGAAAAGACUCCUUUUGCAAAAGCGUGAACCAGCACCGUUAAACCAACCAGUGGUCUCAUUUGCAAAUUCUAAUUUAGCUUCGUCAAUGCCGUCCCAGUGGUUACGUGAUGAGGAGGAUGGAGUCAUUCCUCCGCGGGGAAUUGUUCUUAACCGGGCCGCUUCGAUCAAUCGUGGUGAAAUAGACGCGCUUAACGAGAAGAUUGGGUUCUUGGAGAGGCAGCUCAAAAACAAAGAAAAUGCCAUACGUUCCUUGAAGACCGAAGCAACUGAACUGGAGACCCAAUCUUUGCUUGAACGAAAAGGUCGUGAACUGAGAAUCCUGGAUGAAGAUGUGGCAUUUUUGAAAGAAGAGAAUCAAAAGAAAGAAAAAGAACUUCUUACUAAGAUUGAACAGUGGAAAGCGGAAGCCAGCAAUUCAGAGAGACAGAGACAAAGAAUGGAAGCAGCAUAUAUGAAUUUACAGAACCAGCUAAAAAGUUUGCAUGGUGCGGAGAGAGAACUCGCCGAGUUGCAAACCAAAUACAGUGGAAUGGAAAAGCAGAACUUUGAGUUAAGUGAAAAGGUAAAAAAGUUGGAAAAAAGUGAGAAAGAAUUUAAGAAACUGGAACAUAGCAUUCAAAUACUACAGGCACAAUUACAAGAAAUGGACAUCGUGGAGCAAGAUCGAAAUAACUUGAUCGAAAAAAUGAAAGCGGUAGAGAAUCAAAGAGAUGACCUACUCAGAAAAGGACGGAUGGUUGAAACAGAGAGAAACGAUUUCCAACGGAACAAUAAGCUUAUGGAGAUGCAAAGAGAUGAUUUAAAUAGAAGAUGCUCCGUGUUACAAAAGACAAAUACCACCUUAAAUACCAGGUUGGCACAACUAGAACAUGACGUAAGAGAAGCUCACACAAAAAUGCACGAUUGUCAACACGAAAGAAACUUCCUCAAAGUACAACUGGAAAAAAUGGAGGCUGAAAGAAAUGAAAUGCAAACUAGACUUGCCCUCACGACACAAGAACGAAAUUCACUAGAAAAUCAAGUGGCGGAAUUGUACGACCUUAACAGAGAUCACGUUAAACUUGAAGACAGUUUUCAUUCUCUUCGUAUUCAGCUUGCGGAAUCUAUGCGUCAAAAAGAUGACACUGAGAUGCAAAUACCAACCUUGAAGGCUAAGAUUUCCUUGCUUAGGAUAGCGUGUAAAGAAAAAGACGAUCUUGUCGAGAAACUAAAUGCAGAAAUUCGCGAUUUACGUCAUUUCAUAUCAACAUCUACUCUUGACGACCUUUCGAAAAUCCGCAGCUUCGGUUACGCGCAAGACAACUUCAAGGAGUUACCUACUCAUCGGGAUCGAGAGAAGCAGAUCGCUAAACAAGUUCCUAAGUUGUUCGAAGCCUCACCUCCGGGAGCCAAAAAAGCUAAGCGCUUUAUUGCGUUGUGUGAUUACGACCCACGUAACUCACCUUCAUCUGAACACCCUGAGUUGGAGCUCAUACUCAAAGAGGGAGAUCUCCUGACCGUUUUCGGUGAUAUGGACAUCAAUGGGUACUUUGAGGCGGACGUGAACGGGGAACGAGGCCUAGUCCCUAGUUUAUAUGUAGAAGAAGUCGAGGACAAAAAUGACUCUGAUCUUGCGCUAGAGGAGCAGUUAAGAAUUUCUCACAGGAGGGCACUGAAACAUGGUGCUUUGAACAGGAGCAAGGAAGUUCAGUUGCAUCCAGAUAUCUUUUCCUGCCGCCGUGGUAACUCAUCUUCAGGGGCCUCUUCUACAGGACUUGAGAAACCUCAUUGCUUAGUGGCCGUGCACGAUUACGAUCCUUUUUGUUCUGGUGUCCCUGGAUUGCCGCCUCAUGAUCAACUACCACUGAAGAAAGGUGAUAUUAUGACAACAUUGGAAGAUCAGGAUGCAAAUGGGUUUUACCGCGUUUUUCUUAAAGGUCAAACAGGAUUUGUUCCUGGAGAGAUGGUGGAAAAGGAAUCUUUUUCUUUAUUGCGGCAACCUGUGAACAGUAAAGCUCCAGAGCAGAUAUUAGGAAUGUUACAUAAUAAUCCCGGACAGGGACAACCAGAAGCUACAGCUUCUGACCAUGCCACACCGCUGUCAUCGAUGGGAAGUGUGAUGUCACUAACUCACGAAGGUAAUCCUAACGGUCCCCAAUUGUCAUUAAAUCAUACGCGUCUUCCCGGCAGUCCAAACAAACUACCCAGUGUGGGAUUAACAAAAUUCAAGCCAUCACCGGACGUAGAUAUACUGGGUGUUAUGGCUUCUGUGACACAGUCCUCACAACAGUUAGUCCCGCUGUCCUCCCGAAAACCAGCCAAAAUAUCGUCAGCACCCGCUGCCUCCAAACAGAUCGUUCCUUUCGUGUCAACUAAGUCAAGAUCUAAAAAAGUUCGCCCCAGUGCUCCAAGCAACUUUCGCAUUAUUCGGCCGGUGAACCACGAUGCUAUGUUGCUGGGAUGGACUCUACCAGAAAUGGACGAGUUUGGUAGAAGCAGCGGUCUUUCUGUGAAGGGAUAUAAGAUUUCUGCGAAUGACGACGUGAGGCUCGAUGUUCAUAGCCCUUAUAUGGCCAAGGCUUUGGUCGAGGGUCUUGAACUUGGUCUGCCUAUCAAAUUUAGUAUCAAAACAGUGGCUGAAAAUGGCGCAUCCUCUGAAACUGUUACAGCAACAUUUGACGACAUAAUCAAAGAGAGUUUAUUGGAUUCGCGUGAAGAAUAUUUCGAGGAUUUGGAAGAUGGGCAGCAAUAUAGAACGUUUGUAGCUCUUUAUGACUACGAUCCAUUUAAAAGUUCACCCAAUCAAAAUCCUGCUGCUGAAAUGAGCUUCAAAGAAGGGGACAUAUUACAAGUGUUUAACACUCUCAGAAAGGACGGCUAUUUCGUAGGAAAGCUGAAAAACAAGAAAGGUCUGAUCCCAUCCAACUUUGUAGAGGAAAUAGCUGUGGCCUCGCCUCUGCGACUGGCUGCUGCUAAGAGACGAAAAGCAGCUCUUCCCAGUCCCACAAGGCUGCAGUCAGUAGGAAUUAACGGUUCACCAACUGUUGGAGCAAAGAAUCCAGUGGAAGUGAAUAAAAAGAUUAUGGUGGCCCUUUAUGAUUACAAUCCAGAGAGGCAAUCACCACAAGAUAGUCCAGAUUCUGAACUCCCGUUGAGAAAAGGACAAAUCUUCGCUGUUCUUGGUGACAUGCGCGCUGAUGGCUUUUAUCACGCUGAAAUUAAUGGUGAGCGUGGACUUGUUCCUGGAAGUUUUCUCAACAAAUUCACCACUGGGGGAACUGGCAGUGGUCUAGAGUGUGGAAUUCCCAAGCCAGUAGAAUGGUCAGGAUCACAAAGUGUUGCUAUUGGACAUAGCCCACCUUAAAGCUCCACGUGUUACUAAAUUCCCCUUUUGAAUUUUUUAUGCACAUAUGUUGAUUGUACACCCACCUAUGCUGCAUCAGUUACUUUCAUUAUCUCAUGUUUGAGAAAUGUUUUAGAUUUCACCUCUAUAUUUUUAAUUUUUGUAGAAAUUGAGAUGUAAAAUUUAGGAAUAUAGUUUUCAUCAUGAUAAAAGCAAACAAUUUUUAGGACGUUAGUCUAGUGUGUUGGCAAGCUCUAUUUUACAGCUGGAGUAGUUAACAAUAGUAGAUAGUACUAAAUGAUUAGGACAGAGUAUGAGAUUUUUCAAUUUUUGUACAGACUUGUAUUUUAUCAGACCUCAAAGGUGUAACACAUGUGACUUAAACUGAGUGUUGAUAAAGAUGUAAUAUAUUAUGGAAAGGAAAUCUGUACAUUCCAACAAGUUUAAUAAACUACUAUAUCUCUUUUUAGAUAGACUUACAUAUUUUUCAUUUAUCCCUCACACUUCAAAAUACAAAUUGUGAGUGAAAAUUAAAACCCUGAGAUAAAAAAAAGCAGAAACAAAGUUUCAAUUUCUUGAAGAUAAUGAGUUCCAAACCUCAGCCAUAGCGACUCUACAUUGAGAGUCUAUGGUGAGCAAGGCCCAUUACAGAAUACCUUUUUUUUAAAUAGAAUAGGAAGAUGGUAAUUAUUUAGUUCUGUUAAAAAACUAAGAAAGAUGUUUUUGCCUUGUCAGGAGUGUGGGACAAAGAAAAAAUUCAGAGUCUCCAUGAGGAAUCCAAAGGUCUGAGGUUUAAUUCCUCAUGUGGACUCAGUCUCCAUGAGGAAUCCAAAGGUCUGAGGUUUAAUUCCUCAUGUGGACUCAGAAUUUUUUCUUUGUCCCGUACUUGUAACAAGAUGAAAAACAUCUUUGUGAUUAAAUUAUUUGUAUGCAAGAGUAAUACUUGGAGGGGUUCUACACUGACACCUCUUGGUGCAAAUCUUCAAUAUUGGAGUUACGGUCUGAGUAUUUGUAGGAGAAAGGUGUCUCACCUUCCUUUUAAUUGCACAAUAAUGGUUGUUUGUGACAAAGUCUUGGGGGAUAAAAAGUAAAUGCUCAUUGGCAAAUAUUCUUCCCAAAUCUUACUUGCCAUAAAUUAAGUGAAAGUCAUAGAAACACUAUGACAUCAAUGAUAGACCUCCUUAAUUAGACCAAUAAGAUUGGAGUUGUGAACAAAUACUAAAUACAGAAGCCUGUCCCCUGCAUAACUCGAUUACAUUGUUUUCACUCGGAGAUUAUGCCCCUUUUUGAAUACUGAGGCCCUAAAAAAGACUUUUUGUUUUAGGGGUGCAGCAGCAUGGAACAGUCUGUCAGUUGAGGCUAAGCAAGCCACUACCUUAAAUAGCUUUUAUUCUUCUAUUGUAUAAUAUUAAUAACUUACUUUUAAGAUUUCUUCUCAUUAGAUUGUAGUUUUUAAGUCAUAGUUGUAAAGUAUUAGGUACUACAUGUUUAGGGUUAAUGCACGGCUCUUUUGAAGACCACUUUUCUUUUAGUGAUAAGGAUUCCGUGAUUAAAUAAAGUGAUUAAAGUUUU